AUCCCCGUGGACCUCCCGGCGGACGAUCUGCUGGACCAGAUCGAGGCCGAGGCCGCGCGGCGCGAGGAGGAGAAGCUGGAGCAGCUCCGCGCCAGGCAGGCGGAGGAGGAGGCCGCGAGGCAGGCCGCGGAGAAGGAGCGCGAGGAGUUCGAGUCCGCCAUCGAGCCAGGGAGGCCCGACGAGGCAGAGGUCGACCCGGCUUCCACGCAGGCCGCGGCCCACGGGGCCGAGUCCGGCGGCCUCCGCGGCCCCACGGAGGCAGCGGUCGACCCGGCUUCCACGCAGGAGCCCGCCGCCGCCAACGACACCGCCGCUGCAGAGCCAGAGGCUCCGCCGGCGCCUCCCUCGGAGCUGGGGCCCGCCAACGCCACCGUCGAGGAGGGCUGGGAGGAGAAGGAGCUGCUGCCUGGCCCCGCGCCGAACGCGUCGGAGGAGGCCCAGAAAGUGCCCAGCGUGGAGCAGGAGCCCGCGGGGGCGGCGAGCGUCCCCGAGGAGGCCGGGGGCCCGCCCAGCUCCACGGCGGCGGCGGCGGCCGAGGAGUCGAGUGCAGUCGCGGACGCGCAGGCCCCGGCGCCAGAGAGGGCGGCCUGCAAGUUCUACUGCGUCUUCCACAUGUCCGCCUGGGAGGCCAAGUGCGCCUGGUCCGACUGCAGCGGGUGCCAGCGGUGCCAGGCCGAGGCCGCGGUGGCCACCCAGGCCAGCGAGGAGCAGCCGGACGGCUCCUCGGAGGACGGCGAGGCCUGCGAGGACACCCGCGAGGGCGAGCCCUGCCACCGCGCCAUCCAGUGGGCCAUGCAGACAGGCGUGAGGGAGCACUCCGAGUGGUACAGGGACGUGGCAGCGCCCCAGGGCCUCGAGGACUUCCAGGAGUUCUUCUGGCGGAAGGGGAAGCACGCCUGCCGCAGGCCCUGCCGGGAGGGCCGGGAGGGCGGCGCCGCCAGGGAGAACGCCAGCGCGGAGGCCCCCGCCGCGGCCGAGGUGCCGCGGGCGGCCCCGGAGAGCAGCGCCGCCGAGGGGGCGAACGCCUCCGAGGAGCAGCGGCCUCCCGAGGCGCAGGAGGCCGCCGCCGAGGGGGGCAGCGCCUCGGAGGAGCAGCGGCCGCCAGCGGCGCAGGAGCCGGCCGAGCCGGCCGAGCCGGCGGCGGGAGAGGCCACCGAGGAGCAGGCGCCGUCGGGGGAGCAGGCGCCCGCCGGGGCAGGGGCGGAGGAGGCCUCCGAGGAGCAGAGGCCCGCCGGGGCAGAGGCGGAGGCGUCUGCGGAGGUGGGGAGGCCCCCGGAGGGCCAGGAGUCUGCCAACGCAACGGCGGAAGAGGCCGGCGAGGAGAAGGCUGCCUCCGAGGAUCGGGGGUCUGCCGACGCAGCGGUGGAGAAGCCCGCCGAGGAGCAGGCGGCUCCCGAGGAGCAGAAGCCUGCGCAGCAGGUGGCAGAGGAGCAGGUGGCCGUGCCAGACUCCAAGACCGACGAGCCGAAGGCGUGCAAGAUGUGGUGCAUGUUCCGCCUGCAGACGUGGGAAAAGAAGUGCGAGAUGAGCUCGUGCUCGACCUGCGCCAAGUGCCAGGAGUUCAGGCAGGCCGCGGAGCAGAAAGCUGCUGGGGCUGCCAACGAGACCGCCAGCGGGACUGCCAAGGAGUCUCAGGAGCAGGCGGACAACGAGACUGCCGAUGAGCAGCAGCAGCAGCAGCAGCAGCAGCAGCAGCAGCCGGGCUCGGCCCCGUCGGCGGACGCUUGGUCCCCUGAGAAAGAGGAGAGGCAAAAGAAGCUGGACGACCUGGUGAACUACGACGGCACCACUACCCAGGCUCACAGGAGGAGCCAGACAGGGAGGGUCCGCCUGAGCCAGCCGGGGAUGCCACGGAGGCGCAGCCGCCGGAGAGCCCGUCGAGGCCGGACGCGGGGAGCGCGCCGCGCGGUGCAGACCUGGCCGGCGACGCCGCCGACUUCGAGAAGGAGCUGGCGCCCGAGGACCUCGCAGCCCAGAGCCCCCCUCCCCCGGGGGGCCGGCGGAUACUGGGACGAGUAUUGCGGCAGCACGGACACAAGGAUCAUGUUCGUUCCUCGGCUCGACGGAGCUCGAUCUCCUGAGAGGGAGCCGGACUUGGAGGAGGUACUGAAGCCGUCUGAGGCUGAGGCUUCCGAGACAGCGCAGCCUCUGGAAGAGCAGGCGAAGGCCAACGAUGCCCAGGAGGAUGGCAACACCUCGGCAGAGGAGCACAUGCCGGCGGAGGAGCAGAAGCCGGCCGAGGAACAGAAACCAUCAGAGACCUCCGCGGAUAAGGAAACCAUCCCAGGCCUCCCAGAGGUUGAAGACCCAAACGAGGAGGGGAAGCAGGACUCCGCAGGGGAGCAAAAGCCAGCCGCGGAGCAGAUGCAGGCAGGGAUCUCCGAGGAGGAGGAGGGCCUGCCAGGCCUCCCAGAGGUCGAGGACCUGGACGAGGAGGGCGUGCAGGACUCCGCAGAGGGGCACGGGCCCGCGGAGGCGCAGGAGUCUGCCGUGGAGCAGAAGCAGGCCGAAGUCUCCCAGGAGGAGGAGGGCCUGCCAGGCCUCCCAGAGGUCGAAGACCUGGACGAGGAGGACGAGAAGCAUGUACCCACUGAGGGGCCAGCCCCAGCCACGGAGCAGAAGCCGGCCGAGGACGCCCACGAGGAGGAGGAGGCGGAGGACGAGUUGAAGAAGUUGGUCGCGGAGCAGAAGCCGACCGAGGAGCAGAAGCCAGCCGAGGCCGCUCAGGAGGAGGAGAAGGAGGAGCAGAAGCCGGCCGAGGAGGCCUCCGAGGUGAAGGCUUUGGAGGCGUUCGGCGGCACCACCGCUUCGACGACCGCCCAGUUCGACGUGGCGAACGCGGACGGCUGGGGCGCCACCGUCCCCUCGACCACCACGCUGUUCGAGCUGGCACCCGCGGGCCAGGACGCCGCGACGCCGGCCCCCGAGCCGGCCGCGGCCGAGCAGGAGCCCGCGGCCCAGGCUCGCCAUGAGCCGGCGGCGCAGCAAGCGGAGGCGUCGGCGCCGGCCGUGGGCGAGGGGCGCGCUGGGAAGAGGAAGCUGUCGUGGGAUGAGAAGGCGGCCAUGGUCAUCGACGGGCUCCCGAAGGAUCCAGGGUGCUACAUGCGUCUGCCCUCUGGCUGUCCGAACCACGUCCGGAAGUCGCACUUGUGGCGGCACGACAUCUCGGCGGAGCGGAAGGAGGUGGACGAGAUCAAGUGCCAGGCGCGCAAGUACUACUGGGACGAGUACUGUGGCGUCACGGACUCGAGGGUGGCCGAAAACUUCCAGCGGGACAACGGGACGACCAGCGACAAGUUCGACCCAGAACAUGACGAUUGGACGGGCUGGCUCAUCAACAGGUCGUACGAGUUCGUCGCGAUGCUCCUGCUGGUCGCCGCCCUCGCCUUCCCCGUCGUUUCCAUGUUCACGCCGUUCAUAUCCAUUGUGCCGGAGGACUGGGAGUGA
Molecule: messenger RNA, 3447 nt
Organism: Prorocentrum cordatum
Lineage: Eukaryota; Dinophyceae; Prorocentrales; Prorocentraceae
Source: the annotation of a GenBank genome assembly